AUGGCGAGACGUUUUACUCAAGCAGAAAAAGAGAAGAGCUUAGCACCUCCUACUGAACCACCACGAGUUGGAAGAGUAAAAGUCCCUGACUUUGACAACUCAGACCUGAUGAAGCAACACAAUCUAACCAUAAUCGGAAGAGUAAGAAACCCGAAGAUCCAGCGCUUAUGGUCACUCCUUCCCUUCUUCACUGAACACUGGAAGACAAGCUCACCUCCUGUCGGAGCAGAUCUGGUCCAAGGAGUUCCAGUUCACAUGUGGAAUGAGGCCAUGUUAAGAAGCAUCAGAGAAGAUUUGGGUACUUUUGAAAGUUCGGAAAUAACAAAGGCUCACGCCAAAAUGAGAGUUCAUGUCAAUGGACUCUUACCUCUACUCAAAACAUACACCCUGGGAUUUGCUAAUGGAGAUGAAGUGAUAGCUACACCCGUGUAUGAAAAGUUGGAGAAGCACUGUAGCCAUUGCUCGCUUCUGGAUCAUGAGAUAGAGGAAGGCCCAGAACUGACAAAGGGAGAUGAGGAAACUCGACAUCUACCUCCACUACCACAGCAAAGAAGAAAUGAGGUUUUCAUCUGCAAUUUACAAAGCUCAGGUGUCAAGCAUAAGAGAGAUGAAGUAGUGUACCCAACUGAACGAAGGAAGGCGCUCGAUACCUAG
Molecule: messenger RNA, 654 nt
Organism: Microthlaspi erraticum
Lineage: Eukaryota; Viridiplantae; Streptophyta; Magnoliopsida; Brassicales; Brassicaceae
Source: the annotation of a GenBank genome assembly